AGUUCAGUCUUUAACUUUAACUUGCUGCGUUCACAUUACACAAAUCGUGUGUUUUAACGUAAAAUUGUUUUAAACUUUAAUAAAAAAAAUUUACAAAAUUUUAACAAAAUAAUAAGUGUUCUUCCAUUUAAUAAAAAAUAUAUAUAAAUAAUUUUUAACUUAAAUCAAGCAAAAAGCUUUUAAAAGAAAACGAACUGUUUUAUAGAAAAUUUUUACUAAAAAAAAAUAUAAAAUAAAGCAAAAUCUUUAUUUAUUUCUUGUGUUUUUCUUCUAAUCGAAAUCAAAAAGUUUGAUAACUUUAAAUUGUUAUCCUUUUUAUUGGGCAUUUUGAGUCCUUGUUCAUAUAUUUAUUACACCCACAUACAAAUAAACAAAAACCCACACACACACACAGAAAAAUGGCCGCCUAUGCUGCAUUCAAACAUGUUGAACUUUACAAUGUUGGCAAAACCAAAAAGAGGGUUUUGAGACCUCCAGGUGGUGGCACCAGUGACAUUUUCGGUGGUGAUUUACCACAAACACCACGUUCGGUUAAAAAUCACAUGCAAUCAAAUAUUUUCUCAUGCGAGAAAGAUAGCAUUAAAAAUAACGUACGACAAGGAGCUCACAGAUUCUAUUUCAUUGGUGAUCAACCUCGCCGCGCUCAAAAGAAUGUUGACUCAUAUCAACGUUUAUUCGGUGAACCCGAACGUCCAGUUACUCCUGCCAAAAAUCACAUGAAGAGCAACAUUCCAUUUGGUGCUAAGAAUGAAGCAGCUCAAGCCUUGAUCAUGAACGGUAAUGGCAAUGGACAUUAUAAUGGUAAAAGUGGUUCUGUAUCAUCGGCCUCGUCAUCGGUGUCAUCAUCGACUGAGAACUUAAAAAUGAAUGGUUUUUCGAAAACAGUUUAUCUACGCAAAAUGAGUAAUCCAACAACUCCCCGUAAUGACAUCGACUCCCAGCACCAUUUAGAAAUGGACGAAAAUGUUAAGCCAAUUAAUAACAAGUGUCAGGAGUUUCGCAAUGAUUUAGAUAAAAUCGAUAAAACAAAUUCAUUAACACCUCAAGAUUCUUCUCGUAGUGGUGGUGAUAAUGGUGCUGGUGAUAUCAAGUCUUGCCAAACUGUAAAAACUUCAGCUUGUAAUUCCCAUGAACCAUAUUCCUUAACUACUAACUCUUCGUGUAACCCUCAAGAGUCGUUAGUUCAGUGUUUGGAUGUUAAAAAAAUGUCUAGAGCUUCUGCAUCUGCUGCUGCAGCUGCUCGUAAUCCUAUAACGGGUAUGGGUUUAAAUGGUGACGGUGUGGGCGGUUUAAAACCUUUAAAACCGAAAUGUCGUAAAGAUGGCAAUCCCGUUACCGGUGAAGGUUACAAAUCGAAUGAUUUCAAUCAUACACCCAGUUUGAAUGGUGCCAAUCAAGUCAUCAACAAAAAUCGUAUUCCACCCGGUGGUUUUUCUUCCGGUCUUUGGUAAAUACAUGUCACUGUAACAAUGUUAAAAGCAAGCGAGUUCUCUUUUAAAAAAGAAAUGACAGCAAAUUAAACAACAACAACUAACAUUCAUUCAUAAAAUGUAUGAACAUUUUAACAGAGAGCUUAACAUGACGCCCGCAAAAAAAAAAAGACCAACAACAGUAAAAUUUGAUGAAACAAUCAACAACUAAAUAAUGAUAUGGAACUAAAACUUUAAAACAACAACUUAAAGAAUAUGCAAAACGAAACAUAUUUUCCAAGAAAACAAUAAAUUUGCUGCAUUAAAAAAAAGAAAAAUGAUUAAUAAUAAUAAAACC
This is a messenger RNA of Lucilia cuprina (Australian sheep blowfly), 1767 nucleotides long. It is a transcript of the gene Jupiter, whose product is annotated as microtubule-associated protein Jupiter. Lineage: Eukaryota; Metazoa; Arthropoda; Insecta; Diptera; Calliphoridae. Bases 399 to 1451 code for a protein of 350 amino acids. The record is from RefSeq and is a predicted model, not a curated record. The transcript has 8 exons. Gene Ontology annotation, cellular component: nucleus.